This is a messenger RNA of Asparagus officinalis (garden asparagus), 584 nucleotides long. RefSeq lists its product as uncharacterized. The record is from RefSeq and is a predicted model, not a curated record. NCBI's taxonomy places the organism in Eukaryota, Viridiplantae, Streptophyta, Magnoliopsida, Asparagales, Asparagaceae. The coding region runs from base 21 to 290 and encodes 89 amino acids. The transcript is spliced from 3 exons.
UAUAUUAGGAAUUUAGGAUCAUGAAUAAGAUUGAGAGGAAGUCUUCAAUAGAGAGAGAGCCUCAGACUUUGUCUCUUGAUCAGAUUAAAUAUGCAAGGGAGGCAGCAUUGUAUGUGCUCAGCAACCACAGCAUACAAGAGGCUAUAAGCAUUUUCACUGAGGGUUUGCAACCAGUCCUCUGCGUCAAGAAGGGCAACAUGAACAUGAUAAUGGAGCGGUCGGAGGAUGAAGACGGCGGUAACUUGGAUCGAAUCGCUGGGUUGAGGGAUACAAUCACCGCUCCAUUCUAAAUCUCCAUUUUUGUAAAUUUUUAUAUAUAUAUAUAUAUAUAUAUAUAUAUAUUUGUAUUUAUUUUUCCUUUUCUAGAGGUAAAUAAGCUGUUUUUUUCUUAAUUCCCACUGUAAAUGCUGUAAAUAGCUUUGGUUGUGUGUAAUGGGCCUUGGGCCGAAUGUGAGGGGCAAUCAAUUUUGAUAGCUUUCUUAUUGGGCUGUGGUGUUUUCCGAGAGGGCCCACAUGUAUUUGUUACGUCUUUGCUGUGUAGCUUUGAAGAUUUUUAUUUUAUUUUGUUUUGUUUGUUUGUUUGA